Molecule: messenger RNA, 1155 nt
Organism: Dibothriocephalus latus
Lineage: Eukaryota; Metazoa; Platyhelminthes; Cestoda; Diphyllobothriidea; Diphyllobothriidae
Source: the annotation of a GenBank genome assembly
AUGUCCCGGACGAAAAUGCCAGGGCCCAGUCCCACCAGACUGCUGCAUCAGAGCCUCUCGGUCAUGCGCAUCGACGACAUCAAGACCCAUUCGACAGAAUUAGGCGGAAAUCCACGAUCAUGGGCCACGCACGAUCCACGCGAACGAUCGGAUCGAUCGCAACAUCGAACGGCAAUCAUCGCCGCUAUUCUAGUCAUCCUACUGAUUGUUGUGCCGACCUUCUGCGUCGUCAUGUUCUGUCUGCUUUGUCGCUGCAAGGACCGCAAACUCAUCCUUCCAAAGUCGGGUCCCCUUCCGUCUCCUCUCAGUUACGCUGCUAAGAAGCCUAUGGACAUAAAUACUUGUUGUGCCUCUUUCAGUAAGUGCUGUCGCAAAUGUGUCCCACGCCUGAACAACGAUCCGCCAAUCAUCUGUGCUUUCGGUCCGUUGAACAAGGAGAUCGGUGAGAUACAAGAGAACGGUCUCAGCCCGAAAUCGCCGGCUGGAAACGGGUACGCCAAGUCUAAUGGUGUGACAGUACCUGCGCGUAGCCCCUCCCGCCCAAGCAAUCGGGUGUAUCCUGACAACCACCUUGGUGGUUUCUCGACAGUAACUAAGCCGAAGCCCCGCUACCUGCUCGAUAUAGAAGCUGCCUGGGCUGAGGCCGAGGCUUCUGUAAACGUCCACAGUUCUUCGCAACCUCCGCCUGCCGUAAACGGUUCGAAGUCGCCAGCUACGCCACGCAUUGAGAUCUCCUCGCCACAGCUGCAAAAGACCACCUUCCGUGGGGAGACGCAGUCCCUGGCAGCGGCCAGCAAAAACCAACAACGGGCUGCAGCUCAGGCAACAGCGAGGCUAAACGCUGAGAAGGGGCCUACCCGCAAGCGUCUUGGCAAGACGCGAGCCCCAACUCAACCAAUCACUUCGUUUGAAGAGCUGAAGCCGCUGUCUCCGCUGAAGAGCACGAAACCCAGCAACAAAGUCUCACACUCGAAGUCCUUCAACCGGCAGCCCCCUGCACCUCUCACUGUCGAAAUCUCCGCGCCUACACUACAAAAUACUACGUACAAUCAUGCACUUCUCGAAUUACCCGAAGCCUACUCUACUCUGCGGCACCCUAAAAAGCAACAGCAUUCCACCACAAAAACCAAAGAUCCCAAAAGGGUUGGCCGGUAG